AUGAAGGGCUUCGGAAAGGCCCUCUCGCGGACGCCCCAUCAGCUCACCAGCCGCAUGGGCAUGUCGAAAAAAUCGACUGAUGCCGAGUACAAUGACUGGGAGCGCAAGUUCGCCGCCGUCGAGUCAGCGUCUGAGAAGAUGCACAAAGAUUCGGUCGUGUUUCGCGACGCAGUGACCACACUCCUCACGUCUGGAUCCAGCUUCUCUGGCUCGCUGGCGACCUUGUUCUCGCCUAUCGGUGCCGAGUACGACCUGCUCGCCAAGUUCCCUCAAGCCGAGGCCACUGUCAAGAAUAUCUCAGCUUACCAGCGCCUUAUGGAGGAACUCCGAGACACGCUUGCGCCUGAGCUCGAGCUCAUUGACAGGCAAAUCGUGCAACCCAGCAAGGAGUUGAACGAGAUCUGCAAGAGGAUUCGCAAGACUUGCACAAAGCGCGACCACAAGCUGAUCGACUAUGACCGACACAACAACAGCCUCAACAAGCUCCGAUCCAAGGAAAAGAAGAGCCUGAGCGACGAGAAGAACCUGUUCAAGGUGGAGCAGGACUUCGAGCUUGCAUCGGGAGAGUACGAGCACUACAACAACCUUCUCAAGACGGAGCUUCCCACGUUCCUCCAGAUGGCCACUCGCUUCGUCGACCCUCUGUUCCACUCCUUCUACUUCAUGCAGCUGAACGUCUACUACCUCAUGCAGGAGAAGCUCCAGUCGUUUGCCGAUGGCAAAUAUGACCUUGAACGCCGAGACAUUGAGAAUAUCUACCUCGAGCAGCAAGGCGAUGUCGCCGAGCAGCUGGACAACCUCAACAUUACCCACCGUAUCGCUUCUACUGCCAAGCUUCUCCAGCAGUCGCGCGGUGGGGCAGGUCUGUCUGCCAAGCCUUCCAUUGGGUCCAAGGCGGCUCUGGAUCGCAAGGAGUCUGUUGGUUCGUCGUAUGGUGGCAGAACUGUUGCCGCACCUCCACCCCCCUACUCUUCGUCGGCAGGCGCUGCGUCCGCUAUUGCAGGAAAGAAGGCCCCGCCGCCUCCCCCUCCUCUCAAGCCGAAGCCGGCGGUCGCCCCCAAACUCUACUGCACGGCUAUCUUUGACUACGAGGCGCAAGCUCAAGGCGACCUGUCGUUCUCUGCGGGUGACCGUAUUGAACUUGUCGAGAGAACCGAUUCGGCCGAGGACUGGUGGACAGGCAAGCUCAAUGGUGUCCAGGGCAUCUUCCCAGGCAACUACACUCAGGUGGACUGA
Molecule: messenger RNA, 1236 nt
Organism: Apiotrichum porosum
Lineage: Eukaryota; Fungi; Basidiomycota; Tremellomycetes; Trichosporonales; Trichosporonaceae
Exons: 8
Coding region: 1-1236 (411 amino acids)
Biological process (GO): plasma membrane tubulation; endocytosis; actin cortical patch localization
Cellular component (GO): Rvs161p-Rvs167p complex; mating projection tip; actin cortical patch
Molecular function (GO): protein binding; lipid binding
Source: RefSeq, a predicted model, not a curated record